This is a messenger RNA of Echinococcus granulosus, 2574 nucleotides long. RefSeq lists its product as hypothetical. The record is from RefSeq and is a predicted model, not a curated record. NCBI's taxonomy places the organism in Eukaryota, Metazoa, Platyhelminthes, Cestoda, Cyclophyllidea, Taeniidae. The coding region runs from base 1 to 2574 and encodes 857 amino acids. The transcript is spliced from 7 exons.
AUGCCACGCUCAACACGUAGCUCGAACGCCGCCAAGAAGAAGGCAUUAGGUGUUAGUAACAGCAGCGAUAGCAAUAGCAACCGGACUGCCUCGUCCAACGACGAUAAGUCUGAUACGCCACGAAAAUCGCUUCGUUCUGCCAAAGUCUCACCUGCUCCCUCGGUCGCUUCCUCAGGAUCUACGGUUUCCAAUACUACAGCUACUCGCUCGCUUCGAAAGCGUGCUCCCCCCUCUCCAGAAAAAACAGCUAUUAGUGACCGUGCGGACUUUAAGAGGCGUCGCGUCUCUGUACCUCCCAGUCCUGAGCCCUCCCCCACUCCCACACCCGCUAAGGGAGCUACUCCCACGGUUCGAAAGCAGAGGGGACCGCAGAAAGAGUCCUCAUCUCCGCGCAUUUCUACUUCGAAACGCGCUAAAGUUGCAUCGCAGGCGCCUGAGCCUGCAAAUCCUGAGCCGCCACCAGCAGCAACGCCAUCGUUGAAACGUCGACGUCAGACGGUGAGAGAACGUGGUAGCGGAGCAGAAGAGGAAGAGGAAGAAGAAGAACACAGUUCUUCCUCCCCUGUUAUCGCCGUUCCCACAGCCAAAAGACGUGGCGCGAAACGCAGUCGAAGGGCACCAAGGAAGACUUUGGCGGAGGCGGAAGAUGCAAAGGCAGCAACACCGAUACCAACCACGGCAGAAAAGGAGGAGGUGAAGAAAGUGGAAAAGGAAGAUCAACAACUGGAAAAGGGAGAAAAGGCUGAAGAGUUGUCUGCUUCAUCGCCACCAAAAUCUCCUAUUACAGAAAUGAAGACGUCAUUGAGCAAGAAGGAGCUGCUGGCCCUACAGCGCAGGCAGUUGCUGCAGCAUCUGGAUCAUUACGACCUUUCUGACCUAACAAGUCUCUCGAGCUUGCUCGCCACAUGGCCGGAGUCGGAGCUACGGGUAGCGGUGACGGUGCCACCUUCGUUACCAAUCAGCGCCUCACAACGUCUUUGGAUCUCGACCGAGGGAUCGCCAAUAUCACGAACCACCCUGAAUGGCGAUAACCAUGAGGCGGACGCUACACCAACAAAAGCGGCGGAGGUGCUAGGUGCAAAGCGCGCGCGUCGUCACUUCUCACCUGUGCCACGCACAGACGCCCGUGGCGGUGGUCCGGGUAGCGGUGGUUUAGGUGAACACGAGGGGGAGAACGCAGAGGAUACUAUGGAGAAGAAUCAGCAUCCACGCCUUCUUGACAUUUUCUGCGUGGCUUCAUUUACACUACCCGCUUGGAAGGACACGGCGGCAGGUGAUGGGGCGCAAUUAGACGAACACGAGCACCUCGUCCGCGACAUCGCGGCUAUCAAUCCGGAUGUCUUUUGCGUCAAACAGGCUCACGCGGACUACGCUGCCUUGUACCUGAGACCUGAGCUCAGCAGGCAGGGCUACCAAUGCUCCGGAGGUACGGUUGGUACGACAACCCCCUUCCAGUCUUUCAUCUUCUUCAGUCGCGAGGUCUUCUCUGAGGUUGCCUUCCAUUGUCGUCCUGUACAGUCCAUGGCACGCAAGUUGGUGAAACACAGCGCCUACGCACAGCUAUGGCGUGACACACUGAACGAAUCGCUCAAAUCGUCCUGUGCCGGCGAUCGCAGUGGCGGUAAUGCAUCAAACGACUCACAAUUACUUGUCUCAGUUCUACGUCACUUGGCCACUGGCUCUCUUCUUCUCGUGGGCUGUCUUACGGAGCAUCUUCACCUUGCGGAGUUUCCCUCUCCACCACUUUCAUCUUCCACCACCGCUGUCGUGUCCACUGCCACCCCCAUCACCGUCCCAUUCGUUGAGUGCGCUGGAGGUGGGGGGAGUGGUACUGGGGGUGGUGGUUGUUGCGCCUCUACCAUCACGGUUUCCUUUGCCGGUUGUCAUUCCUCCCUCGGUGGUUCCCCCUCUGCAAUCUCGGCCCCCACUGAGUGGUGCCCCCCCUCUUUCGAUUCUCGACCCGAUCUGGCGGCUAUCAAUGCCUCCGGGUGUUUAUGGGCAUUGCACGAGAUCUGGCAGGAGGUUCAGGAGUCCGGACAGGCUGGGUCGACGACACCACUUUUGAACGGUUACAGCGGCAAUGGCCGUCCCCUGCCAUCGUCGGCGGUGUCUCCGUCACCGAUGCGUUGGGUGCUUUGUGCCAAUCUGGAGGCGUCGCCAAGCUCUCCAGCAUAUCAGAUCUUUCGUGAUGGCUAUCCCUCAGAUGAGAGCAUUGCACGACUCCGUGCGGUUCGUAAUGUCCACCUGAGAAAUGACUUUCUCGAUGCUACUAGCACAGAGCCUCCCUUCACUCGAUACACUACUGUGACAUCAUCAUCCUCAUCAGCGACAAAGACGACUGUGAUUCCGCGGAAGUGUGUGGACUAUAUCUUUUGCUCGGGUUCAAGUCUCCAUCCCCGCCAGGUCCUGAUACCACCCUGUCGAGCUACGCUGGGAGUCGCGCCCGACUCGGUGGGCCAAAUGCAACAUCGUAUCUGCUCCACUGUUCCCUGUGCUGCAGCCCACGAGACCGCGUUCUCAUUAGCCUCCAAAGUGGGCAUCGUGGCGACUUCGACGGCACCGACGACGGCUUAG